Molecule: messenger RNA, 3289 nt
Organism: Rubroshorea leprosula
Lineage: Eukaryota; Viridiplantae; Streptophyta; Magnoliopsida; Malvales; Dipterocarpaceae
Source: the annotation of a GenBank genome assembly
CAACAGCGUCUUCAGCCAGGAGUAGAGCUUCAGGAAUAGAGCUUCAGAGUUUCAGGAACAGAGCUUCAGAGUUUCAGGAACAGAGCUUCAGAGCUUCAGGAGCAGAGCUUCAGUCUUUUGCCUCCUUCACAGUGCGACGGCAGUGACGACAUUCUCCAAUUUGGGGCUGUUCGACCUUUUCCCUUUUAGAGCAAUUUUGGGGUAGUUUCACCUUGAUUCUUCAUUGUCACCAUUGCUGCAGCAUCAACACAUGGCUCCAAAUCGAAGACCUACUUCCGAGAUGAUUUCUACCGUUACGGUGUUGAAAGGUGAUUGGAUUGCUGAUUCGUCCAACCCUGAAGAGGUGGGGCAAGUCUUGCGCUUCCCGUCAACUCUCAUACGGUCUUCUUCUUCGUCAGAGGCUAAAGAGCUUCAACUUAUGGAAAAGCUUCAUCAACAGCAAGCCAUGCUGGAUCUCUCCCCUCCUUUGCUUCCAUCCAAUCAUGUGACUGAACAUGCAACACCAAAAGCAGUCGUAACACAGUCGAUUGGUCGAGGAGUGAGCAAAUGGUGUCAAUCCAUUGAUCAUUUGGGAAAGAUACCAUUCCUAAGUGGCUUCUGGGAUUGGUCAAACUACACAGCCAAGAUGCUAAGUCGUCACAAGAUGGGAGCUUUAGCAGAUGCAGUGUCAUUGGCUAAUAAUGACUAUUGUUAUCCUACGAGUAUGCUUCGUGCCCUCAUUGAGGUAUGGUCUCCUAGUACAAAUACCUUUUUAACUUCUGCAAGAGAGGUUGGAAUUUCUCUCCUAGAGAUGCGAGAUAUUUCUGGCUUGUCAAUUCGAGGAGCCUACUACGAGGAGUAUAAUCGUAACCCACCCUAUGCCGAUCCAUUCAAGAGCAAACGAUAUCUAGAUAUGUCCGAGUUGAAGUAUGAUGGCAAUGGGAAUGUGAUUUCAGUUCCUAAACUUGACCGCCCAUUGAAAUGGACAUUCGGACAUGAGAGGAAACUAAGGGGUGUACCAGAACAAUGGGAUCGACUUGGCAUGUUGGAUGUUACUUUGGAGGUAAAUGAUAGAGAAAAACUUUUGAUUGCUGCUUAUCUUUGUGUUUGGCUUGGUAGAUUUGUUUUUCCAGAUGGGGAAGAAUUUGUUAGAGUCGGAACUUUCAAAGCUGCAGCCCAAAUGGCAAUCGGUGUUACCUACAGCUUGGUUCCUCCUAUCUUGGCAUGCAUCUAUCGUGGACUUGGACAACUGACAAAAGUACUUGACGGUUCAUGGGUACAUGCAACUGAAACUCCUCCUUUUCCUGGACAUUAUUUAUAUGCUUGGAUUGGUUUGCAUUUCCCCCACAAAACUUUUGCAGCCAGAUAUGAAGCUUCUCAACCUAUGGUUCGGCAAUUUCGUGGGAUUUUGAAUGCAUACCAGCCUUGGGAACCAGAGGUAGCAGAUUGUCGUGCAGUUUUACGAGGUAAUUUAUCCUCAGACGACUUUUGUUGGACUCCAGUGCCUUUACCAACCCACCCUGGACCUCGAGUUGAUGAUGGACAACGAUGGGCUGACACUUUGGAUUUCAUGGUGAGCAUCAGAGUAGGUUAUGUGGUGUUUCGCCAAGAAGGCCGCUUCACAAAGAAGUCUUAUAAUCCUCACCGAUUUGCUAAACAGCAUGGAUUUCAACAAAGACUUCCAGGAAGACAUGUCAAAUUGCCUCAUGGUGGUGAAGUGUCAGAUCUUUAUCGUUUUUGGUUAUCUUUAACCCAAGUACAUAGCAACACAUUUCUUCAUAUCCCCUCAGUUGAUGGCGGAGUAGCAUCUAGGGUUGACCCAGCUUAUGUGAAGUGGUGGAAUGAAGAAGUUUUUCCUUCAAUUUCUACAGUGAGCAUCCAAUUCUUGAAGGCUAGCAAGGCUAGAAAUUUCAUCCCAUCCUUAAUGAAGAGUACAGUAAUCAGACCUCAAGGGAAGGGGAAACAGCUUCAAGCACUAUUGUCUCCCUCACAGAAGCGAAAUAAUGCUGAUGACCCUAGUCCAUCUUCAAAGAAGCAGAAAUGCAAUAGAAGUCCUCAAAGAGAGCCAGACUCUUUACAACAUUCACUUUCUACGCCUGCUGCCCAGCAAACCACCCGUCAAGCUUUGUAUAAAGAAAUAUUUAGCUCCCCAGAAUUAAGAGGACUGCCAGGAGAUGAAGAGAUGAUUGGUGCUUUAGAUGAAGAGAUGAUUGGUGCUUUAGAUGAUUUUCUUGAGACAGAUACUCUUGAGAUACUUGGAUCACUUCCAAGUCAAAUUGAUGGAGGAGUUCUAUCCUUAAAUGUUGGUGAGCAAGGAACUGCUGAAGAUGGGGAAGUUGACUCUCAUGAUAGACAACCAAGUGUGAAGGAAAUCGUUGGACUUAAUCCUCCUGCCAUGACAUCAUCUAAUCCACUGAAACUUAAGCCUACAUUCUCUUGCAUCACAAAGCCUUUGGAACCAAUUAGCUCUCAAGCACUGGUGAAGCCCAUCCUUUUUAAAGCUAUGAGUAACUAUGUGCAAGAGGAAUUUUCACGAGGCUUGCAGAAUGGCUUUUCUGGGCUUGGACAGUGGUGGGCAGAGCGAUCUUCUGCAAUUUCAGAAGCACUCCAACUCUAUUUCCGCAUGGAUGUUGGACCUUUACUCAAGAUAAUGGAUGCUUACCUAUCUAAGGUAAAUCUUUACUUAGCAAAACGAGAUGAGGUCUCCACUGGCUUGGAUGUUGAAGAAAGAGAUAAAUCUCUUGCUACCUUACAGAAAGGGAUAUCAUCAAAUCAAAUUGUCCAUGACUCUCUUUCAAAGGAAAUCAAUGAACUCACCAAGAAGAAGGGAUCCCUAGAGAGUAAGAUUGAAAGUUUGAAGAAGGAGCUAGAAUCAGUUGAGCAACAACAUAGUGAUGUGACUUCCACACUUGAUUUGCUUCUUGACAAGAGGCAGACAGCAGAAGAACAACUUCAGUCCAACCAAGCAAAAUUGAUAGAGUUGGAAAACUCCAAAGUUAUAGCUGUUGAGACAGUCGCUGAAGUGGAGAAGAUGCGACAAGACCUUGAAAGUGAGUUUGAAGACAUUGCAAAGGGAACUUGGUUUGAGAACAACAUGUGAUGUUGUUCAUUUUGUAUUCUUUCCCUCUUUUUUUAGACUUUGAGCAUUCCUUUUCAAAGACUUGUCAAAUUUUGGCUUUAGCUACUUUGUGAAUAAAUAAGAUGCAUUUUCUUCACUUUUGUUGUUCUCUUUGCUUUGCUUUGCUUUCUUUGCUUGACAUAGACAUUUCUCUCUUUGUUGGACACUCCAUAAUCAAAAGCAAACUUAAAU